GACCACCUCGUACCUCCUCAAACCUCAUCCUUCCAUGUUUUCAGGCACAAAGUCUGUGUUGGACAUGCCGUGUUUCACAACGCGACCGAUACGAGUUGUGCACAUCUACCUCAGCCAGAGGAGCUAAUCUGUUGUUGGCAGAGAGCUCCGAAUUGGUUGUGGCUGCGCGUGUGCCGAGGGAGCUUUUGUGGAGCGAUCGCGAUCUCUCUUUUGUCGGGGUCAGAUCACGCCAUCUGAGAUACAAAACGUUGAUCACUACAGAACAUCUAUCUGCGAGCAAAGCAAGCUGCUUCUUCACCUAUGACUAUUGUAUCUACUGUAGUGGUGUGAGCCAGUAAAGUACUGUUACUCCCUGCGUCUUCUGCACUUCGGUGUUUCAAAACUUAUCGUAGUCUCUGCAGUGGAACUCACACUGUUAUGGUGCAACGCCAAGGCUGCGUUCGUCACGAGAUCAUAAGAGGACUUGAGGUGACACAGUGUUGGUGAACUCGCGCCCAAGUGCGGCGCACUGUCGAGUUUCUUGCUCGUGUAGUUGAGGUCGUGCUUGAAGGAAGAUCUGGCACUCGAGCACCCUCAGGAGUGUGUGGUUUGCCGUUCGUGGUGUUUGUGAUCUUGGAAAACAGUGUGUGGUGAAUUUGGAAGAGUGCCAUCUUGUUGCCGUAGUACUCAGGGAGUACAAUGACCUGGCAGUUCUUGGACGAACUCUGUUCGAGAUGACCCCGGCUACUAGCCACGACCGGCAGCAAGAACAGGCCUUUCCAUUAUCACAGCACACUGUGACACGGCGCAAGGCUGUUGGCCGCAACUUCCGGGUCGGCGACAAGAUCGAAGCCGAGGACAGCCAGAAGAAAUGGUACCCAGCUCGUAUCCUGCAAGUAGAUGAGGAGGAUAGCUGCGUUCUGAUUCACUUUGACGGCUUCAGUGCACGCUACGAUGAGUGGAUCGAAAUGGCCUCUCCGAAGCUGCGCAUGCCGAUACGGCGAGGCCGAGACAAGACGGCGCUUCAGCAUCUUCGAGUCGGAGAGUCAGUAUUGGCUCGGUGGACAGAUGGGAAGUUUUAUCCAGCGCGUAUCACGGAGAUAUCAGAGGAGUCGUAUCGUGUGGAAUUCUACGACGGCUAUUCACGCACGCUGUCCCCGAAUCACAUUCGCCCUGCUGAUCCAACACAACAGCAGCGAAGCCGUGCUCACUCCCGCUCCGGGUCCAGCGGACGGUCUUCAGGUGAUACAGCCAACACACCGACCGCUGGCUGCGCAAAGCAGCUGGUGAAUUCGCGCCGGCGAUCGCGCAACUCGUCGGCCGUGUCAUCUGCAGCAACUACCCCUGCAAAUUCUUACCCAGUGUCGCCUGCUGGCAACGGCGAGCACACUCCUACCAACGGUCUUUCUCAGAUUUCUGUCUCUCACCAGUCUCUCAAGUUGUCGACGAGGGUGUCGUUUGUGGCGGAGCAGCAAUUGCCGGCAGACUUGCCAUUGUGCUCGACUAUCCUCAGCGAGUGUGUAAUGUCAUCGCCGCCUUUGCUGGCUGCUCAGGACCCUGAACCUCUUGGCAACAACAGCAGCAGCAAGCAUAGUGGCAACGGAGGCAGUGACCGUCCAAGGCACGUUAACGGGAACGGUUCAACCAGUCACGCAAUAGUUACGAGCACUUCCCCUGGCACUGGCUUUGCUGUACCGCCGCACACAACAGUUGAAGCCAACGGCAAAACGUUUGGUUCAAUUAUUUUGAGCUCAGCGUCCAUUCUCGAGCGGCCGCCAGCAUCAACAGCAGUAUUUUCAACAGCAUCUCCAGCUGUGGCACAGCAAACGGCGGGUACUACGACUGUCGCUAGUUUGUCAUCGUUGACAAGGCAGCACAGUUCCAGUGGUACUCAGAACGGAUUUCAUCUCGACUCCUCGUUGUCCACAGGUGAUCGCUCUGCUGCAACAACAGCAGCAGCAGCGCCGACGGCCUCAUCUGACAUGUGUCGCGGUGCCAGCCCAGCCGUGAGGAGCGAGUUCUCCCCUGAUAUGACAGUCGUCACGCCGCCAAGACUGCCUGAGUUCACGCCCCUGUCGCCCAACCACUCACCGCACCAUCACGCUGCUCCUUCCUCGCACCCCGCCGCCACCAUAUCGCCGCUGGUCGGGUGUGCCCCAGCGACGACAACACACUCUACGUCGUGCGGUCUUGUCGGUACUGGUGUUGAUAUCGGUGCUGCUGUUGGUGUCAACUGUGCGUCUGUAGCCAAUUGCCCGUCGCCAACAUCCGACGGCGUUGUUGCAUGUGAACCGCUCGUGUGUCCAAUGGAUACAAGUAUGGCAUCCCCCACGUGCACUGCGCCCACGUCUGUUGUUACACCCAACGACUCGCCAAUCGUUGCUUCCGCGGUUGCAGUCUGCCCGGUAACGGUCAGCACUGCGUCUUUCGUGCAGUCUUCCCCUGCCACGGAAGAUGUGUCCAUGGCUAUGGAGUGUGCGAGAAGGCACGAAGAGGCGCCUGCCCCGGACGCUCAACCACCUGUGCCUGUACGGCACCGCACAGACUCCGAGACAUCCAACUCGGGCAGAUCCAAGCGGAAGAAACUGGACGGAGUCCUUGCUCCUCCACCGGCUAGGAUUGCGCCGAAAGAGGUGAUUGCAGUUCAAGAUCACAAUCCGUACAAAUGCAAAGUGUGCGAAAAGACCUUCCGAAAGUGGCCUUUACUGGAGUCCCACUACAAGCACUACCAUCCUGAUAACCAAAGAGACUUGCAGCAGGCUAAGAAAGAAAGCGACAAGCGGCCGUCACUACCGGCUGUAACUGGCAAUGAUGCUGAUCGAAUGCUGAAGUUAGCACAAAAGAAGCGCAAUACAUCAAGUAAGUCUGUGUCCGCAACAGCGAUGUCCAGCAGCACAGCAGAUGUACCGCAGCCCAGUGUCACGCGCCAGCGCUCUACGUCCGCAACCACUGCUUCUGCUCCUCACAGCAAGAGAAAGGAUGCACCUGAUGUGGUAACGCAGCGCCAGUCCUCUGCGCCGGCGUCACUCAACUUUGACUCUUUGAGCUCGCCGAUGACACCGGACAUACCUACGUUCACCACUUCGCUAAGUAGUCCUGCGGGCGACUCUGCUGCUGCUGUGGCCUCUGCCUCCACGCAGUCGCUCCUGCCCAGCAGCCGAGGCAAACGGAAGUCGAGUGGCACCGACGGGGUCCCGGCCAAACGUGGCCGUCCGCCGUCAUCAUCGCUAUCCACGGAGAGCACUCCGCGUCUUCCCAUGGCACUUGGCAAGGGGGGCAGCUUGGCCAGCAACACUGGUAGCGAGAAGUCAAAGUCAAGUAGGGACAGUGCGCCAGUGCGAGUUCCCAAGUCCAGCAGGCGCAGCCUGAGUUUCUCGUCUGAUUCCGUCUUUGUUGAAUUGAGUCCGGAGGCGGAUUCUCCCAAGGUGAAGACGGACGUGGGGUGUGUUGAGGUGCCGGCGGACGCCGUGAUCUGCUGCCCGUGUCGAGACCUGUCGUUCCGAGGCACUCUUGUUCGGUGUACGGGUUGCAGGACGUACCAACAUCUGAUCUGUCUCCCAGUUGCUACGAUGCAGCAGUCCUGGUUGAGAUAUCAGUGCCGGGCAUGUACGCACCCAUCUGGCAAACGGAGAGGUGCUCGCGACAAGCUCCCAGCUGACUGGUUCUGUUCACAAUCGCUGUGCCGAAACCCUGCACCUCUGCUAUCGCAACUUGAGACAGCAUUGCCGGCAGAUGUGAAGCCGUUCACAGGUUCUGCUCCUGUCGCCACUGCUGCGCCGAGAGUGUUAUCGUCACCACCGGCAGCACCGCCACGAACGAAACGGAUUCUCUCCAGCGAGCGAGAAUGCUUGCUGGCCGCAAAGUUUGUCGACCUGCAGCAUGCGGCCAGCCAGGACAUUCUCUCUGUGGGAGAGGUCUUGUCGGCGACGAAGAAGCAGCUCGAUGUUAUCAAGCACCCCGAGAAGCCGUUCAACUGCUCUGCUAUCAACCGCCUUCUCCCGCCGAUGCCCAAGACUGAUGCGAGUCUAGUGUCACCGAUCAGCAUUAAUACGGAGCAGAUUGGAGGCACCAAGUUGAAGCACCCGGCGCAUACACCCAGUCGAGAAGCAAGGGCAAUGGCGGCAAGUGGCUUGUCGUUUGCUAAUCAUCUGCGCUCACCCGGCAUUUCGCCAGAUACAGACGUCAACAGCAUGGCUGCCGUUGCGCCACUGCAUGCCGCGCUACCACCAUCGCUGCAUAGAAGUGCCUCUGACGGUGCCAGGCCGAUGACUGGCAUGGCGUCUGCACGCAAUUCCAUGCCACUCGGCGGUGCGGCAAUGCGCUAUCGUUCCCACAGUCAUGGUUCACCUGUGGCGGGUGGCGGUGGCUCGGUCGUACCAAGUAUACAGCAGCUUGUGGACGGUCCUGGCUUGUCACACUUACCUUCCACCACGGCACCCGUGACGACAACUAAGCCAUUGUCACCAUCAUUAGUGUCCGGAUCCAGUACUGUAAUAUCUCCACAGUCCACCGCCUCGUCGUCUGUAAUGCCUUCGCCAACAACCGCAAGGAGUUGUGAGUCGCCUCUACCGGCCACCUUCAAUGUCUCACCGCAUUCUGAGUUUGGCGCACGACCCGCAACUCUGCUCUCAUCGAGAUCUGUGCCGUCCUCUCCAUCACUGAGCCGCAAGCACAAACAGCACCCUGCUGCUGCUGCUAUCUUCGCUUCAGGCCAGUAUCCUGCAGCCACGGCCGGAUCUCCCAUGUCUGUGCAUACGCCAACGCUGAGCAAAGCAGCUGCUGAGCAGAUGUUCUUCAACGGUGCACUCCUACCCAGGUCUACUAGUGCCUCGCCCAUGUCCAGACCUGUUGAUGAUAUGCAUCUAGCCGACACUUGCCAAACGUUGUCGUCCGCCACUAAGUCUCUCUCGUCGGCACCAUUUGCACGUCCUGGCUCUGUCAAGCAGAAGUCCGCCGGUCUAACAGCGGACUCUGGUAAAGGCAACAGGCGCUCAUCUGCCGUGGAGUCUGAAGCAGAGCGGAACCUGCGCGUCCAGGCUGCACAGACUGAGAUGCUAUCCCGUGUUCGCGAAAUACAUUCGUCGGUUGGACGGCGCCUCAAUCUUCUCGAGGAGCUGGUUUUCGAUUUAGAGUCAAUGGAGGCAAGCUUUCGAUCUGAAGGUCCACUCAGUAGUGACUUUGCAACGCAGCAACAACUGGUCCUUUUCCAAAGUUUGUUCCAUGCAGUCGACAAAUUAGAACAUGUCACACCGCCGUAGAUGUUGGCAAGCCUGUGUGCUCGUAGCUUGGUUGCUGCUCUUUUGUACGUACGUUACCAGCGCUUUGCGUGUGUGUGUGUGUGCGUGCAUGUGUGUGGGUGUGGGUGUGUGUGUAUGUGUAUGUGUGUGUGCGUGACAUUAUAAUAUUCCUUAUUCCAGGUGUGUGCGUGUGUGUGUAUGUGUAUGAGUGUACAUUAGCCUGUCUGCGUUUGUGAAGUUGGCCAUUGUCCGAAUGUUUCCAUGCUGCGUCCAGAGGUUUGUGUGACCUGCUGUCGAGUCAUUAUUUCGAUCCUCCUGUAUUUCUCCUCUUUUUGAUUUGACAAGAAUCCUUGCUGAGCUCCUGCUGUUGCUAACCAUGUGCUGUAUCGUACCAUUCUCUUUCUCCUCUGAUCGCUGACCCACGGGUCUGUGGCUCGAUGGGCUGUGGACUGGUCAUUCUGCUGUUCUAUACGACGAUGCAUGACAGUUCGAUGUAUCUACAUGCGCUACUACUACAUCUUACCAGCGUUCUGUUCUGUAGUGUCAUUGUGCAUCGCCAGUAGACCUAUCCUGCUUUCUCUCUCUUCCAGACUCUUUCCGGUCGUCCCGCUGUCUCGCAUAUUCCUUUUCUAGCCUGCGUUGCUCCUGCUGCCUUGAUGCCCUGUUGUUCCCGCCUCCCUUCGCCAAUUGAAACGAUGAUGCUUUUGACAUCCUGACAAACGACGUGUUCUCUGCGUUGUCUUACUGCUUGCUGCGACGCUGUCUAAUUCCCUGCGUGCUGUGUACAAAUUGACAUUCUGUAUGUUCGCUCUCAGUAUGCUUAUGCAACCUCACUGAAAAGAAGAAAAAGUAUAGUGAAAAAAUAA
Sycon ciliatum is the source of this 6082-nucleotide messenger RNA. Its product is annotated as mucin-2-like. The transcript has 17 exons. Bases 714 to 5237 code for a protein of 1507 amino acids. NCBI's taxonomy places the organism in Eukaryota, Metazoa, Porifera, Calcarea, Leucosolenida, Sycettidae. Gene Ontology annotation, cellular component: NSL complex. The record is from RefSeq and is a predicted model, not a curated record. Gene Ontology annotation, biological process: regulation of transcription by RNA polymerase II.